AUGAAAACAAAUGUAUCUGAACUAUUUUAUGAUGCACGUUCUAACAAUACUUAUGUUAAAGUGUGCGCGCCAAUGGUUAGAUACAGUAAAAUACAGUUUAGAACUUUAGUAAAGAAUUUUGGCGUUGAUUUAUGUUUUACUCCGAUGAUAUUAGCUGAUUCGUUUUGCCAAAAUGCUAAAGCCAGGACUAAUGAAUUUAUGACGACAGUCAAUGACACACCUCUGAUAGUCCAAUUUGCCGCAAAUAAUGUUGAUGAUUUCUUAGAUGCUUCAACAUUGGUAUAUCCUUACGCAGAUGGUGUUGAUUUAAACUGUGGGUGUCCUCAGAGAUGGGCAAUGAAAGAUGGAUAUGGUUGUGCCUUGCUAUCCACUCCAGAAUUAAUUCAUGACUUACUAAGAAGUGUAAGGAAUAAGUUUCCAUCCACUUUUAGUGUAUCAGUUAAAAUAAGGAUCUUACAGGAGCUGAAAAAAACAAUAGUAAUGUGUCAGCAGCUAGAGAAAUGUGGUAUUGAUUUUAUGACUAUUCAUGGCAGAACACCUAUUCAAAAAAAUGGUGAAGACAUUGAUGAAGACACACUUAGAGAAGUGUGUGACAUAAUAAAUACACCCAUAAUUGCUAAUGGUGGUAUUAAGACUUUAGAUGAUGCAGAUCAUCUGUAUAAAUCAACAAAAUGUGAUGGAGUAAUGGCUGCUGGAGGAAUACUUAAUAAUCCUUCACUCUUUAGUGGCUCAAGUCGG
Molecule: messenger RNA, 738 nt
Organism: Brenthis ino (lesser marbled fritillary)
Lineage: Eukaryota; Metazoa; Arthropoda; Insecta; Lepidoptera; Nymphalidae
Source: the annotation of a GenBank genome assembly